AUGUCCAGCGGCUUGCUUAAACCAGAGGCUUCUUCAACCUUACCCGGCAUCGGCCCUGCUGUCCACGACCCUCUGCAGGCGACACCAGCUGCGCGAAAUUGGCCCGACGACCAAGGAAACAAAGAACGAGAGAGAGAGCACUUCGCUGCUCGAGAGGAAGAAUCCAGGGAAAUUCAGACAUACUCUCACUGCUCCUUUGCGGAGAUAUGA
Molecule: messenger RNA, 210 nt
Organism: Penicillium argentinense
Lineage: Eukaryota; Fungi; Ascomycota; Eurotiomycetes; Eurotiales; Aspergillaceae
Exons: 1
Coding region: 1-210 (69 amino acids)
Source: RefSeq, a predicted model, not a curated record